AAUCCAAAUGUAUCCAACCAACGACUGUCAGUCAAUUAACAUUGUUCAAUUGAUUUCUGAACGAGUGUUUUGCGUUGCAAUCGCAAAUUUUUAAAAAUUGCAAAUUUACAAUAAUAAAAGGCUGAUUUCACCACAAGUCUACGUUCGACUGAAACUUUUACAAGUUAUGAAUCUCCAAAGGGCAUUUCAACGAGUUUAUAGCGUUUUAUUGAACAGCAAUGUGAACACUGUUGCACCAGUAUGUAGCUAUAGAGUCCGGCUUAAGCACACAAAAGAGCAGUUAAAUGAGCAUAGAGCUAAAGUGAUGGCUAAAGGCUUGCCGGAGAAGAAGCCUCUGCCAGGGGUCAAAAGCAUAAUACUAGUGGCUUCUGGGAAAGGAGGAGUUGGGAAGACAACAACUGCUGUGAAUCUCGCAUGUGCUAUGAAGGUGAUAGAGCCUGACAAAGAGAUUGGUCUGCUGGAUGCCGACGUUUUUGGUCCAUCUGUGCCACUUAUGAUGAACAUAAGUGGAGAGCCCAUGUUAAAUGAUGAUAAUCUUAUUGAGCCACUCCUUAACUAUGGUGUUAAAUGCAUGUCAAUGGGCCUGUUGGUAUCUGGGGAGAAUGCGGUGGUGUGGCGCGGGCUGAUGGUGAUGCAGGCGCUGGAGCGGCUGACGCGGCACGUGGCGUGGGGGCCGCUCGACUGCCUCGUGGUGGACACGCCGCCCGGGACUGGCGACACGCAUCUGUCACUCGCACAGAACUUGCCUAUAGAUGGCGCAGUAGUAGUCACAACUCCACAAUCAGCGGCCUUGCAGGUGACAAAAAGAGGUGUUAAUAUGUUUGAGAAGCUAAAAGUUCCUAUCGUCGGCAUGGUGGAGAACAUGUCGCACGCUAUUUGCUCGAGUUGUGGUACUAAAAACUUCGUGUUCGGCACCGACACGCAGCUCACAGCUAACCAGAUGGGCUUGGAGAUCAUACAGAGCUUCGAAGUCGAUCAGAACAUGUCGGAGUGCAUAAACAGUGGGAAACCCGCCAUAUACGCGCUCCCCGACAGCACGCACGCAGAGAAGUACAGACAGCUAGCUAACAAAGUCUUCAAGUAUAUAGAGAGUAAGGAAAAUGAAAGAGCGAAGGCGAAAGAGUAGGCGCACAAGUUUAAGUGACCAGUAGUUGUUGAAGAAUUUUAAAAUAUUAAUAUAUACACAAAUAAAUGUUUUACAAAACUGUA
Molecule: messenger RNA, 1209 nt
Organism: Trichoplusia ni (cabbage looper)
Lineage: Eukaryota; Metazoa; Arthropoda; Insecta; Lepidoptera; Noctuidae
Gene: Nubpl
Product: iron-sulfur protein NUBPL
Exons: 5
Coding region: 167-1126 (319 amino acids)
Biological process (GO): mitochondrial respiratory chain complex I assembly; iron-sulfur cluster assembly
Cellular component (GO): mitochondrion
Molecular function (GO): 4 iron, 4 sulfur cluster binding; ATP binding; ATP-dependent FeS chaperone activity
Source: RefSeq, a predicted model, not a curated record